This is a messenger RNA of Fusarium falciforme, 1833 nucleotides long. Its product is annotated as HET domain-containing protein. NCBI's taxonomy places the organism in Eukaryota, Fungi, Ascomycota, Sordariomycetes, Hypocreales, Nectriaceae. The record is from RefSeq and is a predicted model, not a curated record. Bases 1 to 1833 code for a protein of 610 amino acids. The transcript is spliced from 2 exons.
AUGUUCGUCUAUACUAAAAUCGAAGCCCUGUCCGAAGAGAAACGUAUUCGUUUACUCUAUCUCGCCCCGGCGGAGAGCAUCGAUGAUCCGAUUGAGUGCCAUCUGGAAGUCGUCACUCUAGGACAACAUCCCCCUUUUGAGGCAUUGUCCUACUGCUGGGGAGACAACAACCCUGUCCGCGAAAUCAAGUGUAAUGGAGAAACCUUCAAAGUCACCGAGAAUCUCUGUCACGCGCUAAGGAACCUUCGAAAUGGCCGCACCCAAAGAGCGCUCUGGAUCGAUGCCCUUUGCAUCAACCAACUCGACCUCGGGGAACGGCGACUUCAGGUUCCCCUGAUGGGAGACAUCUAUAGCCAGGCAACAAACGUAUUGAUUUGGCUAGGUCCUGAUCCAACCUCGGACAGCAUUUAUCAUGUAUUUGAACUUGCUGAGAGACUCCCAACGCUCGGAAAGCUACGUAUGGGCCCCAAAUGGACCGAGUUUGUCCAGACGACUUUUCCAGGUAGCCAAGAAGCCAAGAUUGUAAGCAAUUCUCAGUCGGAAUCAUCAGAAUCUCCCGACACAGCGUUUCCUGCUCUGACACAAGAGAUGCUGGAUGGUAUCGUGGCAACGUUGAGGCGACCAUGGUGGACGAGAACGUGGACUAUCCAAGAGCAAGCCGUUUCUGCGAAUGCAAUCAUCAUGUGCGGCAAGUUAUCAGCCUCAUGGCAGGUCUUUAAAAAGGUAUUCGUCAUGGCCAUGACUGAGACCAUUCGGACGCAGGGCCACAACAUCGAGUCGAACAGCUCCACGCUCGCGAUGGACGAGAUGAACACCAUGGCCUACACGCGUCUAAUAUUUGAUCGUCGGCGCGAGCAGGGUGGUUAUAAAAUGCCCAGCGAGCUCGGAGAUUUGCUCAUCAACUACAGAUGGUCCAUGGCCACUGACCCAAGGGAUAAAGUCUAUGGUCUUUUGGCGUUGGCUGAAUCAACAUACGGCAUUCAGCCCGAAUAUGGCAUUUCGAUAAGGGACUGUUACACAGCUGCUGCAUACCAAAUCAUACGUGGCAGUGGCAACUUGGACAUUCUAAGGGCUUUGAGGAGACCUUCUUGUCUGCCUGUUACCAUCCCCAACCUCCCUUCGUGGGUCCCCGACUGGAGUUACGACUACUGCAGCAUUCCAGAGGAAGCUCGUCACCCCAUAACUAUCUUCAAGCCGUCUGCACGUGAGACCUGGCUCAACACCCAUUCCUUCAUGUUCAAGGCCUCUCAUCCCAAAUUCCAAGCAUCCAACCCCCAGAUGGACGACUAUCCGAAAGAUGGAGGGCCUAGUGGAAUACUGAUUCUCGAGGGUCUGAUUGUCGACGAACUGGAUGUUCUUGGAGGCAAAUUGGAUUAUCCGGUGCCAAUAAAGGAACCAGUGACGACUAAAAACCGUAUCAGAGUGUGGAACAAAAACAUGAGCUACAACAAAAAGGUCAUAGAGGCAAUUGGGGAGAUAUGGAGCACGCUCAAAGGCUGGGAGCAGUUGGCGCUUGGAUGCAAACGCCUCCAUACAGCCCCUGGAGAAAGCCGUGAGGAAGCUCUGUUGACGACAAUGUGCAAGGACCAGAUCCCUCUGACCUCAGACAGGACUGUUGUUCUUGACCAUAUGCGCCGUUGCAUCAAGGGCAUGGCUGAUGACUCAAAGACAGGCGCCGUGUCCAAGAUACUGGGCCUGCCGCACAUGGUCCCCAGGUUACACCACAUGCUGGUGGGCUAUCCUCAACUUGCGAUGGGCCGUCGAUCAGAGGAUGGCGAGGACCAAAGGCGGAUACUUGGCCUUGGUCCCUGGGACUUGCAGAGUUGGGGAUGA